ACCAUACAUCAGUCACUCUCACACUCACAUCCUGCAUCCAAUACAACAAGCAACUCUCUAUCUCCCUCUUUCUGAAGCUCAUAUUUCCUCUCUCUUGCCUCUACCAUGGCCAGAACCAAACAAACUGCCCGCAAGUCCACCGGAGGCAAGGCACCGAGAAAGCAACUGGCGACCAAAGCCGCCCGGAAAUCAGCCCCGGCCACCGGAGGAGUGAAGAAGCCCCACAGGUUUAGGCCAGGGACGGUGGCCCUCAGGGAGAUAAGGAAGUACCAGAAGAGCACCGAGCUUCUGAUCCGGAAGCUUCCAUUCCAGAGGCUGGUGAGGGAGAUCGCUCAGGACUUCAAGACCGACCUCAGGUUCCAGAGCAGCGCCGUCGCAGCGCUGCAGGAAGCGGCGGAGGCAUACCUGGUGGGGCUCUUCGAGGACACCAAUCUGUGCGCGAUUCACGCCAAGAGGGUUACGAUUAUGCCCAAGGAUAUCCAGUUGGCGAGGAGGAUCAGAGGCGAGAGAGCUUGAUUUGUGAUAAAUGUCGUUAAUUUCGUGUCUGUAGUGCUUGUAGUUUUUUUCUAGGGUUUGUGUUGAUGUGAAUCAUCUGGCGAUGAAAUUUAGGCAGCUUUAAUUGAAAAACUUAUGUUUAUCUAUGGAAAUUUGGCAAUGAAAACUAUUAUCCA
Molecule: messenger RNA, 671 nt
Organism: Cornus florida
Lineage: Eukaryota; Viridiplantae; Streptophyta; Magnoliopsida; Cornales; Cornaceae
Product: histone H3.2
Exons: 1
Coding region: 106-516 (136 amino acids)
Cellular component (GO): nucleosome
Molecular function (GO): protein heterodimerization activity; DNA binding; structural constituent of chromatin
Source: RefSeq, a predicted model, not a curated record